UAUGCCGAAGAGAAAGUCUCUGGAGAAUACAGAGGGAAAAGAUGGAUCCAAAGUAACUAAACAGGAGAUUUUGAAGGCUGUGAAAUCUGAAGAACUUUCCAGGAGGUCUGCACACUUGCAUGUUAGUACUGCUGAUGCCUACCAGACGGUCUGCCAGAUUGUCAUCGAAACCUGCUCCACCAAAAUCUGAACCUAAACCAAGAAAAACACCUACUAAGAAAGAACCUGGAACAAAGGUUAAUAAAGGUGCUAAAGGGAAGAAGGAGGAAAAGCAGGAAGCUGGAAAGGAAGGUACUGCACCCUCUGAAAAUGGUGAAACUAAAGCUGAAGAGAUCCACCUCUCUCGGUCAACUGUUAAUGUCUCUGCCUCCAGAAGUACCACACCCAGCACUCUGUCAGGAAAGGGACAGAUUGAAACAGGGAGCGUUAAGGGUACAGUAGAAAAUUCUGCGUGUUCGAAGUGACUAGAAGCAGAUACAGUUGUGUGGUGCUUUUACUUUAAACAGUGGGAACUGGCACGGUAAAGCUUCCGUGGAGGUUUGUAAGACAAAAAGCAGUAAAUGCAGCUAAGUGCCUAACGUAGUACAGCCUUGUCUGUUUGACGCCCAAAGUCAAAAUGCAUUUUGCAGAAGAGAUGCCAAAAGCAGAUGUUCCAAAGUGUCUGUGUUGGUGGGGUGGACUUUCCUUUGGCCUAAAAAUGAAGUGUUAAUAGUAACUGUCUCUCCCUCCCCCCUCUCCCUUUUCCUUUUUACAGGCACAGAAAACUGAGUACAUAGAUAACAAGGGAGAAUGAAUUGCCAUGAAAUAAUGGGGUUGAUUUUAUGUACCUCUUGGGACAACUUUUAGAAGCUAUUUUUACCAAGUAUUUUGUAAAUGCUAAUUUUUUUAGGACUCUGCUGGUUGGCAUUCAAAGAUAUAUAAGGAUGGACAUUUUACCUUCUGAUAGCCAUGCAUUUUGGAGUUUUCAUCAUCUUCAAGUGAAAUAAAUACCAGUUUAAUAUUGGAAGCUGUGUGUAAAAUUGGUUCAGCAUUCCAUGCACUUGCUUUAAAAAUUUAGCCCUGUGUAUACCGUGGUGUUUUUAUUGUGCAUAUAUGAAUUUUUCACUGUUUUUCUAGAGCAAUAAUUCCUUGGUGUUUUUGUACCUAGGUUUUAUGUGGUUUUAAUGAAACAUGGAUCGUUAUGGUCACCUGUUGACUGUGGUUUAAAAUAAAAGGUUUUUCUUGCCUGCA
Messenger RNA from Sorex fumeus (smoky shrew), 1230 nucleotides. It is a transcript of the gene HMGN3, whose product is annotated as high mobility group nucleosomal binding domain 3. Gene Ontology annotation, cellular component: nucleus; chromatin. The transcript is spliced from 7 exons. The record is from RefSeq and is a predicted model, not a curated record. Bases 120 to 464 code for a protein of 114 amino acids. Gene Ontology annotation, biological process: chromatin organization. Gene Ontology annotation, molecular function: nucleosomal DNA binding. NCBI's taxonomy places the organism in Eukaryota, Metazoa, Chordata, Mammalia, Eulipotyphla, Soricidae.